This is a messenger RNA of Colletotrichum fioriniae, 1701 nucleotides long. RefSeq lists its product as uncharacterized. The record is from RefSeq and is a predicted model, not a curated record. NCBI's taxonomy places the organism in Eukaryota, Fungi, Ascomycota, Sordariomycetes, Glomerellales, Glomerellaceae. Gene Ontology annotation, molecular function: zinc ion binding; oxidoreductase activity.
AUGGCCCAUGCUGGGUCUUAUGGAAUCGACAGUGGCGGAAUUGGCGGAAGCUACCACUCGUCUCUUACUCCGCAAUUCCUCAUCGGCAUCUUCAACCAUGUAAUCGAUGAGGAGUUGAAUCUCGAGAACAUUGCGAGAGAAACCAGAGCCUGCAAGAUUGACUUUGGAUUCUAUGCAUCGGCCAGCGAUUCUACGGCUAGCAUCUAUGUCGACGUUGAUGGGAAACCUACAGCGACGUACAACACCACCCAGGUUGACAUUGCAGGAUGGCAUGCUGCCCAAAAACGACGGCCACAAAGUCAUACAAUGGCCGAAGUAAACACUGCAGCUGAGAGUUCACACGGGCUGCAAUCUCUGAUUGACAAGCUACCUGGAAUCGCAAAGUCUAUCGACUGGGAUGCUCCGGCGGACAACGGAAGAGCCACGGUAGCUGAAUGGGUUGGCUCUGUGAAGUGGCCAUUUCCCGCCACAUCCCCUAACACCGUCGCCGGUAUUGCCGGUAUUGCCAGUCAUUUGAUUGCCCGAGGCUACUCCGUGAGCUACGAAGCUUGCGGGAACGCUAUUUGCGACGGCUGUGGCACAAUCAUCAUGUUCUCUUUUGGCUUGAUUGGCAAAAGAGGCUCCGAUGGAUUGGAUGCCUCCAAAGACUGGGCGAGCGCCGUUGGAACACUUGACCAGGAGCGUGCGUCUAGUCUGUUCAUCUUCCACUCUUUGCGCACAACAUCUCGGCCUACCAUGAAGGCCUUUCGUUUCCUCGGCCCCGACAAAGGCCUUGUCCUCCAGGACGUUCCCAUUCCGUCCCCGAGCCCCGCACAGGCCCUCAUCCGCGUCAAAGCCGCCGGGUUGUGCCACUCCGACACCCACGUCCUCCACGGCGGCGGCGCAGCGUGGAUGUGCGCGCUGCCCGUAACGUUAGGCCACGAGGUCUCUGGCAUCGUUACGGAGCUAGGCGACUCUUCAAAUACAUCAUUCAAAGUCGGUGAUCGGGUAGCUGUCGCCUGUGUGGGCCACCCGAUCCAAGAGAGAAACUUUCAGGAAGCUCUGGGUGUAGGCUGCGACGGCGGAUACGCUGAAUAUGCUCUCGCUCCCGUUAAGAAUCUCAUCAAGAUUCCGGAGCAGGUUGGGUUUGCCGAGGCUGCUGUGGCUACCGAUUCCGUUGCCACUGCCUACCACGCCGUCGUCGCCGAGGGCCGGGUGUCCAAGUCGCACAUGGUUGCUGUCAUUGGUCUAGGCGGUUUGGGGCUGAACGGACUGGCGAUUGCCGCACACCGCGGUGCUAGAGUGUUUGGCGUCGAUAUCAACACAGACAAGUUUGAACAGGCCAAUGAAUUCGGCGCCGUCAACUGUGCCAGAGAUUUGAGAAUAUUCUCAGAGGAGACGUUCGAUGUAAUCUUGGACUUUGCAGGAGCUCAGAAGACGGUUGAGGCUGCGAUAUCCUCGGUGAGACCUGGCGGAUGCGUGGUGUUAGUGGGGCUUGCGGCCCAGAGCGUGCAAAUCACGACCACAGCGAUUGUCACGCAGAAUGUCUCGCUCAAAGGCUCGACGAGCGCUAGCAUUCAGGAGUUUAGAGAAGUGUUGGACUUGAUCGCAUCAGGAUCCAUAAAACCAUCCACGAAGGAGAUUCUAUUCGAGGAUAUCGAGAAGGGACUUGAGUUAUUGGGUAAUGGAAAUGUCAACGGACGUCUGUACACUGUUCCUUAA